Molecule: messenger RNA, 2703 nt
Organism: Suillus fuscotomentosus
Lineage: Eukaryota; Fungi; Basidiomycota; Agaricomycetes; Boletales; Suillaceae
Exons: 13
Coding region: 1-2703 (900 amino acids)
Source: RefSeq, a predicted model, not a curated record
AUGGUUGGAGGCCAGAGACGGCAAGCCCUGAAGCAUUAUCAGCGCGAUUUCUAUGCGCACAAUGCUGCUGCUUCAAAAGCAGUGAAUAACGAUACCAAUGAUGUGCCUCGACACACACAUGAUGUUCAACAACGCAAGCACAGCAGUUUUGAAACAGGACAAAGUGGGCGGUUGAACGUCUCUUCAGCCUACUACACCAUUCCAAAUUCUCCAGGGAAACGCCGUCGUGGAGAUUCAGAAGUCCUACUGGAGACUACAGAGUUUAACUUUACAACUCUCAAUGACUUUCCUGAUAACCUUCAAAAUGACACGCCAGAGUUUGCCUUGCGCUUAUGGGAAUCCGAUGCCAACUUGUUCUUGGAAGAAUUCCUCCGUCUGGAGGGUCAGGGCGACUAUUCGCAAGAUGUUUGUGUUUGUGGUGAGGAAGCUGUGAUAUAUCGUUGUCAGGAUUGUCAUGGUUCCGAGAUGUUCUGUCAUUUGUGUAUGGUCCGUGUACAUGAGAGACAGCCAUUUCAUAAAAUGGAGCAUUGGGAUGGCAUCUCAUUCAACGAUAUUACCUCGAAGUCCAUGGGGAUCCAUUUGCAACUUGGACACACCUCUGGCGUUUGUUGUGACAACCCACUCCCUGCUUUCAAUGACAACUUCGUUAUCAUCCACUACAACGGUAUCUACAAAGUGGGGUUAGAUUUCUGCGGAUGCACUUCUGCUCAGCUACACAUCGUUCAACUACUACAUGUUCAUCUCUUUCCUGCCACAACAGUUGAUCCCAAAACAGCCACGACAUUUUGGGCACUGGAAUACUUUCAAAUGUUGUCUUUCGAGUCCAAAGUUUCCAUGUUUGAAUUUUACAAAACAGCUGCCCGUUUGACGGACAAUACAGGAAUUCAUGUACCAAAGUGGCGGUUCAUCAAGCAGAUGCAACACGCUGGUCAAGGUCAUCACCCAAAAGGUAUUGCAGCAACUGAACCAGGUGCAUGUGCUGUAUUAUGUCCUGCAUGUCCCCAUGUAGGAAAAAAUCUGCCAGAUGGAUGGGAAAAUGCACCAUCUGAAAUACAAUUCUUAUAUGCCUUAUUUCUGGGCAUUGACGCCAAUUUUCGUCUGGCUUGCCGUAACGUCUCUUCGGCCAUGGCUGAUCCUGGUCUCAAUCACGGAUAUGCUUUCUUUAUGAGUUCAUGCUCCAGUCACAAUGCGGUAAAUCUUGCAGAUACAAGAGUCUCAUGUGGGCUUACGGCCACUGGCGCUGGUACCAUCAAUUGCGCACGACACAAUUUCAAAUGGCCCUGCUCCAUCAGUGACUUACAAAAGGGCGAACAGUGCAUAAUGUUCACUUUUUACAUGCGAUCUUUAUUGGACAUAGUGGCAUUAAAUAUAUCGUAUGAUAUCGCUUGCCAAUGGAGCAAGCAUAUCUGGACACGUAUGUCCGCCUUCCCGCACCAGUACCACAUCAAGCACCACGAAAAGUCCAUUGUGUUUCUCAUACCAAAAUUUCACCUGCCAGCCCACAUCACCAAAUGCCAGACAUCCUUCUCCUUCAAUCUGAUCAAGGGCAUUGGUCGCACGGAUGGUGAAGCUCCAGAGCGCGGGUGGGCGGACAUAAACCCCAUUGCUACAAGUACACGCGAAAUGGGUCCCGGUUCAAGGUGUGAUACCUUAGACAACCACUUCAAUGAUUGGAAUUGGAAGAAGAUAUGUGCAAUGAGUGAGUUUAAUUUUCUGCCAAAAGUCCAAGAACGUGUCAACGAUCUCACCAAUUUCGAGGCUUCUCUUGCCACAGAUGAGCUAGCCGAAUGGAGGAAGGACAUUGAGGCAUGGGAGAAAGACCGUUCACGACCGAACCCAUUUGAAGACAGAGCUACGACAACAAUGACUCAGGCUGCCGUGUGUCUGGCCUUAUCAAUGGCAGAGGCCACAGAGAUUGAGCGCGGUAACGAUGUGUCCCUACAUGAUGAUAUCUCGCCAUCAGUACUGAUUUCAUCAGGAUUAGAACUUGAAGAUCAACAGCGCUGUCUUGAAUUUGAUGCCAAGGUGGUUGGACAACAUGCUACAGAUGUUCAGAAGGGAAAGCUCUUACAGCAGGUGAAUGCUCUUCGCCAAUGCAUUGACACAUGGGGCCGGGUACAGUUGUUGUAUAUGCCUGGCAUCUCCCACCUGUGGUUGCCAUAUGACGUUGCCACUGAAGCCAAGUAUUCCACCUCUAGAGGCGCACUUCUGAAUCUGGCAUCAAGGCUGGGCAAGAACGACAACUGGGAGAGGAGCCUGAAGCCACUCGACAAGCAAAAGGAUGCGGUACCACUCAAACACGACAAUGGCCGAACGAUGGGGCAGCAAAGUAUAUCGUGGAUCUGGAAGACUUCAGGCUCCAACAGCAACGAGCUAGGGCUGCAGGACUAUAAGUACGCUCUAACCACUGCACUAUGUGUUGAAUGGUGUAAGGCACGAGCGCAAGCUCAUUGCUGGGAGGAAGAAGUGCAGUUACUGUGUGAGGAAAUGCGCCGCGUCAUUGCAUUUCUCGACUGGCACGCUGGCUGGUGGGACACGCAAGGUUCACAACGUACUUUUAGCUCACUACAAGCCGGAGAGAGUGCACUUGCUUAUGCCCAAUGCCAGGCCAAUCUACGCCAAAAAAUGGCUGUCCACUUCAAAUCCAUGUGGGCAGCCAACUCUUCAUGGCAAGCCCCCCUCGCAGUUGAUCUUCAUUCCUAG